AUGCAUGCGGUUGACAGGGUGUGUGAAGAAGUCGGCAUGCCUAGUUGUAGAUAUAUAAGUGAGGAGGUCUGCAAGAACAGCAGUAGAAAUUAUGAGAUUGCCAGGUUCAAAAUCAUGUCACCAACAACUUUAAUUCUUUUGAUAAUAGCCAUGGCAUCCACAAGAAGAAUGAUGGGACAUGUAAAAGCAUUAUGCUCUUCAAUAGGCCGUAAAGAAAUGCUUAUGUUUUUCUAUCUUUACUUUGGAGCCAUGGCAAUCGAGGCAUUUCUCGUGGGAUUUGGAUACUCUACUUCACAGCAAGUACAUCUAUUUCUGACCACAUUACAGGUAUCACUGUACACGUCUGCAUUCUUUGUACUGUUCUUAGGAUGCAUCACAAUUGACAUGUUCAUGGGUGUUUUUGGAAUACGGGUCACUACGCUGCUAAGAGGCACAACUGCACUAUAUUCAAUCGGAAUGGGAGCCAUGGUGUUUAUUGGCUUGAGCUCCUCGAAUAAGCAGAUUGCAUCUAUUCCAUUGAUAGUGCUGAAUAUGCUGUUUUUCUCAUUAUAUGUGCUACUGCAGCUGAAGAAGCUCAAAAAAAGAAACGGAGAAGUCUGGGCAUUUGGAACACUUUUCAUCUCACUAUCAUGCUUCAUAAUCGCAAACGUGUUCUUGUUUGUUGGGUCCGCAAUAAUAGGCAUUGCAACAAACAGAUACUUCGAUAACCUGUUUUUCUACCAUUUCUUCAUCCUUUGCACAUUUAUCAUGGUACAUAAGUACUGGCUGUCUGUAUACGACUACGAGGUUGAAUCAUUGCGCCUAGAAACAUAG
This is a messenger RNA of Ordospora colligata OC4, 813 nucleotides long. RefSeq lists its product as uncharacterized. The record is from RefSeq and is a predicted model, not a curated record. The coding region runs from base 1 to 813 and encodes 270 amino acids. Gene Ontology annotation, cellular component: endoplasmic reticulum membrane. Gene Ontology annotation, biological process: protein folding. Lineage: Eukaryota; Fungi; Microsporidia; Ordosporidae. The transcript has a single exon.